CCGCUGUCAGUACUCCCGAGACCAUAGGCCCGUGCCAUCGCGAGAUUCUGUGCUCGCCACUUGGCAUAAAGUUGUCGCGCAAAAGAAAAUAAGGCGACAUAAAAAAUUAGAAAAUUAUCACAACGAAGAAGCCCGAGAAAGAUAAUCGACAAGUAAAAGAUAAGAAACAAUGAAGAUCUUGACUAUGAUUCAUCAGUACCAUUGAGAGGACAUUAUAAAUGACAGAAAAAACAAAACUCUAUGAUUUCUUUUAAAAUCAAAGAAUCCUUAUAGAACUCCAGAUCAGAUCUCUAUUCCACCUUGUCCAGAUGGUCAGUGACUCGUAGCAGAAGACGACGUGAUCACCUUGAUUCCUCGAAGGGUUUGCUGGUCCUUCUGGAUGUCCUAGUAAAUGAAGACUGAUAGCAGCGAAGAAGUCAGGACUCCAUUGGUCGUUCCUUGUACCAGGAGAGAUCCCUGACACAUUCAGAGGAUCGAUCAGGAUCCAAGAGUGUAUUUACUCGAAGCCAACGCUCCAGUGACAGUGGGAAUUUAUCGGGAAGCGAAGGACCUUCGCGAAGUGUCUGUGAGGAAGUGUGAAGUGGUUGAUGCUGUACUGUAUCUCUUGAUGACCGAGAGGAGCAUCCGUUACACACACUGAAUCAGCUUUUUGUCUCUGGCACAUCUCAUUGGAGGAGUCAGCCAUAAGGAAAGGAAGGAAGCUUUUUGUCUCGGGAUUUUAACUCAUUUCACAUCAUCCCCCCACCUAUGCCCUCUACUUCCAAAAUGACGUAAGCAUCGCAGUAAUUCCUCACCGCGCGCGAAAAACCGCGUCAUCGUAAUAAGUAAUUAUUUAAUUGGUAUCCGAAUACGCGCGUUGUGCAACAAUAAUCGCGACGGUCGUUUAGUCUUUGCGUGAACAUAUCGCGAGUGCCGAAGGAUGAACUGGACCAGUGGACUAUUCACAUGAAAAAUUAAGAUCCUCUGGUCGGUGCUCGGGUCACGCAGAGCGGGGUUGAACGCGAAUCGCAAAACAGGGAGUGGAAGUGAGAAAGAACAAUAGAGAGUACAGGUGAACGGAUGGAGUAAGAAGGUCGGUGUCAAUGUCGAUGAUGUCCGAACGCACUCUGGCUUAAGUACACGUAAGUGGCUUCGUGAGUAGCGAGAACGGGUGGCGGACCGAAUUUUAUAGUGGAACCACGGCGAGAGAGGGACGUAAGAGCGAAAUCGGCCAGGAUCGCCUGUUAUGAACGGGCCCGAAGGGACGCAGGAAGAUGCCCGCGGUUCAGCGCUCGGACUCUUUGAGAUCCGCUCCUGAGGGUGGCGACACCUUAUCGGCGUGCAACCCUCCUACGCAAACGAACUCGCUACCCCCGAUACUGUCCGCGAGCUCCGCGAAUACCGGUGCUGCCUCUGGUGGCAAACCUGCUGAACGAAGUGUUUCCUUCAAUCGAGAUGUCCACGUCAAGAGGAUCGGACGCGGCACACCACGAGUCAGCGCGGCCCUCGUCGGUGAUGGAGAAGGCAGGCUGAUAGCGACACCAGUUCGCAAGGAGCGAAUAACGUCGCGCAGCAAGGAGGACCUGGCACAGGAAGCUGCCCUUGUGCUGCAACAAGUGGGCAGCCUGCGCUGCGUCGCCCACGACGGGAAGGUACUGCCAGGAAAGUUCAGCACGCUACCGGCACGACGUAACAAAAAGCGUCCAGAACUUCCGUUAGAUGUGAGAAGAAAGAGCGAGGAGAUUGGCGCCACCACCGAGGACCUGGUCGAUCUUCCGAAACCGAAGAAAAAGGCAUUGGAACGCAGCGCCAGUGACGCAAGCGCUAAGAAAAAUAAAAGUCCGUUCUCAAAGUUCUUCUCGCCGAAAUUGGAAAGAAAGGCAGGCAAGCUCGUACGUAGAAGUGCCAGCGACGCCGGAAGUGGCACCACGAACAGCAGUAGAUCGCAGAGGAAACGAAGCGGAAGCGAAAGCGAGGGAUCUCAUUUGAGUGCGAACAGAGCGAAAAAGCAACUUUCGCCGAUAAUCGAAGCUUCUCCGUACGUGGACAAGAAUCAACCCUUCAACUUCGUAGACAAAUCGGAGGCCAAGAAGUCAAAGCAGGAAGGAACUAAGCAGGACAAGGUUCAAGAGGACGUAAAACAGGAAGCCACGAAAGACACGCAGAUCCCUAAGGUGGAUAAGAAGGAAGAGAGUCCUGUGAAAAAUACUGAGGUCGAUCAGGUCGACGAGUCAGGCUCCAAUAUGCUGCAUAGCAGUAGGUACGAGCAGCACGGCGAAGAAUCGACAAUUCACAAAAUGAUUCACAGAUUAACCAAUGACCGUUCACCGCCGCCACAACUGACCAGGACUAUGGUCUCGCCCGGACCUGGUUUCGGUCACAAUAAUAACAGACCAUUUUCAUAUACAAGGCCCAACGAGUCCAGUCCACCGCCUCCACAAACAGGCGUGAUCUACGCGCAAGUUCAGCUCGACAAGAAGAAAGCUCAGAGGAGUCAUUCGGACAGUGACGAAGGCUUGGGUCUAGAACGCAAGGACUCAUCCAGGGAGAACAGUCCGGCUGAGAAAGAGUAUCGACGAGCCGACUAUUCCUACAGCAGCGAGCUCAGGCGCAACAACGAGAUCAACAACUUGAAGUCUCGCUAUGACGAAGAUCGCAAGAAUAUCACUCACUUUGGUGACUUCGCACCGAAGACCGAGACGAAGAGAAUGCAUGAUUUCGAUGACAUCGAUCGCAAUCUCUUCGGGAAACCUGAGAAAUAUACUUCCACCGUGUUCGUCGAUACGUCGGGUCGUGGACGUGCCGACGGUAUGGACUCCAGACGUAACAACCCCGUCGAGUUCCCAAUCAGAGCGAACGAUCGUGGAAUCUCGAACAAGACCACCGAACUGAGCGCAAGGCGCGACUUACUUGAGUCGAGGAUCAAGUCGAGACUCUUGGCUGACGAGAUGUUCGCUGCGAAGAACAAUACCAGUAUACCGAAGAAAAGUGAGCAUGAGAUAAUAGAUAAGCCCAUAGUACCGUCACCAGUCACUCCUAAUCGGGUGGCAUCGCCAAAACGGUACACCGACACUUACAUCACGGAAACACGUACCAAUAGUAACGGUGAGAAAUAUAUAUUCGAGAAGGAGAUUCACGAGGAUAAUGGCAAGGUCUAUGGAUACGAGAAGAAAAUCACUAAUAAGAUACCUACGGACGGAUACAUUGACGCUAAGCCACGUGAUGGUUAUACCGUGGAGACAAGGACAGAUAAGUACGGCGACAAGUACCUGGUAGAGACCCGUACACACGAGAGCUACACCGACGACUUCAAGCCCUUCCUCAGCGACAGGAGUAGGACCAGUCCCGAGGAGAGAUUCCAGGCCGCCAGGACCUCGGGCAGUCCUCACAAGUCCACUGGAUACCUCGUGGAUGAUACGAAUACUCACGUCAGAUCCGAUAACAAGGACAUCAUCUCGUCGCCGAUCAUCCCUAAGAAGUUCAACGAGCACAAAUUCUCAAAGAGCGAUGAUUUCCUGGACCGUGAACCUAAGACUAGCAGGGACAAUUACUUGCCCAAGUCGAAGAAGAAUUUUGAGUCGGUCCGUGGUAUGAGCAAGUCUACCCAAAGACUCGACGAGGUCGGUGAAAAUGCCAGAGUUCGCGCAUUGAGAUCGGAGUACAUCACUAGAUCCCAUGAGAAUCUUAGUACAGCUGAUUACGUCAACACCAGGGACAUUAGGCGCACAUUGGGCAGUCCAGCCUUACAUCCACGUAGGGACAGAUCGCCUUUCGUCAAGCGUCAUCUGGAUGAUCUUCGGGAGAGAGCCAACGACGACUACGACACGGAUAUAUCGCAGAUGACGAAUAGCCAGCUGGAGUCGAAGUAUUACAAGGAGAGUCGCAGCACUCAGAGGUACUCGAGCAAGCAUGCUCCUCAGGAUGACUACGACAGUUCACCUCCCAGGAUGCGUCCUGAACGUGGUUACAACUCCAGCAGAUACGACUCCGACACGACAGCACGUGACUCGAUACGUGGCGAAGCACGUUACCCUGAAGAAUCUUCCAGAACAAUGAGAAAGGACAAUCGUAAAUUGGAGGACGAGCCUAAAAAGCCAUUGAGAAGAUCACGCAAUCAUCUGGACUACUUCGAUGACUCCGAUGCCCGGGAGAGUCUACGCGGAAAUACCUUGAAAGGCCGUCUAGAAACCUUCGACGAGAGUCCACCCAGGACGCCUCGAGGCUUCCACGAGAGUAAAGCUCGUCACACUCGUCACGAGACACGUGUACAUUCGGAACGUCGUCACAGGGAGACCAGAGUGAGCGAUCCUGAUCGUAAAGAUCGUCUGGCUGAUUCUGGAAUAGAGAACGACUACCGGCGUGACUCUCAGGAAGUUGACAGGAGGGAACCGUUGGAGUCGGAGGACGAAGGUAUCGUCACGAUGCAAUUUAUAAGGAACGAACGUCGUCACACGGAUCGUAACAUGAACCUGAGUCCAACGGAGAAGCGUAGAUACGACAAAUACGUGAACGGCUCGAAGCCACUGACCUCAAAACCGCCCUCGGGCCUAGACAAGAAGUACGAGAAGAAAGUGACAAAGAAGAGCGGCACCAUGAGCAAAGUGAAGCAACUCUUCAGCAAGAAAGAGAAGAAAGUGAAGGAGGAGAAGAGCAAGAAGAGCAUGAGAAGCAGCAGCAGCGGUGCUCUAACGGACGAUGAAGUCACCACGAGGUAUAGGGAGUACCGUGGAGAUCAAUUGAGAAGUGCCAAGAGUGCGAGGGACCUGGAGAGCGACAUCAACCAGGUGAGCAAAUCUUCUAGCCUUAGUCUGACCUCGGUGGAGGACUAUAGUCAUCGUAGACGAUUAUCGACACCAAGUGGAAGUCCCAGUCCUCCUCGAGCCGCAAGGUUAUCGAGAUCGACGGGCACCUUAACCAGGGAGGAGGAACCAUUUUGUGAAUCUAAGAACACCCUCACCAGGGAUAAUCAGGGACAGGAAGCCGAGAGGAAGGGCUGGUUUAAAUCGCUCUCCAGGAAGAAUAAGUCCAAUGUAAAAUCCGUCGACAAAAAAGCAAGGAUACCUGAGAGCGAGAUCCUGACUACUGGUACUGAGGACGAGGAGGCCUCUUCGGCACCCGAACGAGUUUCCGUACAGAAGAAUUUACGCUUCUUCGGCGAUACCGAUCAGGAAUCCGUCUCGUCGAACCGCGAGCGCAGAAGUAAACGAACCGACGACCAUGCCAACUCAAGGCAUGAUGUCACGAAUUCGAGUCGCCACACCUCGGGGAUCGCGUCGGCCCCGAGGAAGCCGCCGAGACUCGCAGAAAGCGCUUUGUCGUCCGGAGAGAGUACGACAGGCGACAGCAGUCAGCAGAGUCAGAACUCACAGAGGUCGCAGAGAUCCGUAGUGUAUCUGCACGCUGCCACAGUGGGUGAAAUUCCUGGACCGAACGAGAGACGCAGGGCAGCCAGUCGCGAGGAGUUGAAUCGACCCCUUCAAUCUCACACCAGGACUGUAUCCAGGAGCGUAAGUGUAUUGGCGCCCUGGAAACCAAGGCAUUAUCGAGAACCAUUCGAAAUAAAUUACGAUCAGCAUCAGCAACAAAAGCCGACGGCGACGAUGCGACGUAGACAUCGUAGCCGUGAGACCCUGAGUCGCCGUGGAAAAGAAGCUCGGCGUAGCAAGGACAACCUUUCCAAGACCGGUACGAUCAGUCGCAGUACACUCAAGUCGAAGGACAAGCAGAAGGUGGAUAGGACAGUUUCUACGGAAUCGCUGGCGAAUAAAUCACGAAACGGAAGUUCCAGGACGGAUUUGAGCAGAUCGACUUCAGUGCCACGUGAUCCGAACAAAAGCGCGGGAUGGUUCAAACUGAAGAGCAAGAAAUCCAGGGCCUGAUGGAAAGACCAUUGAACAAUGCUAGUCUUGACUUUCAUAAUUAAUUCGUAAUCGUAAGCGAUCAUUAAUGACGUGUUAAACCACCGUAAUUCGCACUGCGUGUCGAUGCGAUAUGUGCGUCGUUAUGUCUUUCUUCUUUUUCUAUUUUCUAUUCUCUUACAUUCUCUUCCCUCGCCAAACAGUCUUCUUGGUUCUCUAGGAACUCGAAGGCGCCAUGUAAGCGUCAACUGCAAAUAAUUGAUCGACCGUGGAAAUUGAUCUUUUGUAAAAGUGACUACCGUGACGGUAGUGAGAGCCGCAGGCAAGUAACGAAAGUAUAAACUCAUCAGACCGUGACUAUCGGAAUACCCUUUUGAACUACACCUAUACAAUGUCCAUAUAAUUUGUAUAAACUCAUAUGAACACUUACGAUAUAUGGAUAGAUACAGGUGUAAAUUAAUAAGAGGAAAGACAGGGGGAAGACACAAAGGGAAUAGUACGUCCGUCGAUGGAAAAAACUAUUAAAAUUCUGAUGUUCGAAAGUUAAUGUGAUGUUUCACAACUCUUUUGUUAUGAAUCAUACUUGUUCCCAAUCCAUGAAAAAAAAAAAAAUUAGAAGUUUGGCAAGUAGUUGCUGCGUCAAUGACGGGAUUUAAUCCUCGGACGCAGGAACGCAAUUCUGCGCAGAGAAUUUUAAGAGGCAGGAUAACAAAAUAUUUUUAACGUUGCUCAUUAAUUGUUCUAACAUGGUUAUCCAUUUAGUAACUCUGUAAUAGUUUUUAACUUGCGUUCCUGGCCGUUCGAAUGAUUAUGCGAAAUGACAAUGUUCAAAAGGAAGCCUUCUCUCUGCCGAAUUUAUUCGUUUAAAUUUAACGAGUUAGAUGCGAAGGCAUUACGUUUAUGGUAUAUUCGUGUCUUGUCAUUUUUAAAUAUUCAUGUCAUCAGAACGUGUCAGUUUAUUAAGACAACAGGAUAGAGAAAAAAGUACCAACCAGAAUCAGGUACCACAACAAAUUGUGCCUGUAACUACUUCCUGACUGGAUAUUCAUAUCCAAAAGGCAUUUCAUGGAGCCUAAUUCAAAUAAUCGAGGCUGUUACUUUUCUUCUUUUUCUACUUGCCGUGAAUCAGAGUGCCUUUUUCUACUUUUCCUAUAUUUAUACUACUACUAUCCUCGUGAAAGAAAUCAAAAUUACUGGAAAGGAUGUCUUCUUACGUCUAUCUAGUAGAAGAUAAGUGAGUUAUACGUUCUAAACUCUAGAAGAGAGUAAGGGCGACUACACUCUCUAAAUCCUGUAAACUUAAGCGCAUUGCUACUAAAAUGCAGAAAAAUGCAAAGAUACCAAUCUGCAUUGGUAAUUACUGUUUGUCCACUGUUCAUAGCUUUUCAUGGUCUUUCCUUUAUAUAAACGUCAUUGUAAAUACUUGUACUAAUUAUACCUAAUUUUUAAUAUUUUUCCUUUCGAAUUGCUACUACUUCUUGCGUACAAGUUUUCGUCGCUGAUACGUUACUAAUGGCCAUUCAGAUUCUGAAAUCCGCUUGAUCGAUCUGGCGUUGCAAAAUGCCCAACAUUGUUGUACCAAGAGAAAUUACGUAAACGUGCUUACAGAAGUACUUAAUAGCAAAUCUUUGCUAAAUUCCACAGACAAAAAAGAUAUGCGAAAAAAAAUGUACUGUGUGAUGCAGUGUUACUACAGGUAGGCCUGUGCAGCGACGUGAAUGUAAACAACUGCACCACUUCUUGAAUUCCUAAUUGGUGCUAAUUGCGUGUGUGUGUAUAUAUGGACCAUUAGGCUAUACUUGUAUGUAAAUACCAUAUACCAAUAUAUAAAAUUGAAAUAUUGAUAAAUUUAUAUCAUUUAUUAAUCUAACUGAUACCGCUGCUACAUCUAAGAAGAAAAUAUUAAACACAUGGAGGUGUGCAUGCUCCAAAACAUGUUUUAUUUUGUAACACUAUUAAAUAAUUCGAAAUAAAUAAACAUAAUUCCAAA
Molecule: messenger RNA, 7827 nt
Organism: Cephus cinctus (wheat stem sawfly)
Lineage: Eukaryota; Metazoa; Arthropoda; Insecta; Hymenoptera; Cephidae
Gene: blo
Exons: 10
Coding region: 1254-5858 (1534 amino acids)
Source: RefSeq, a predicted model, not a curated record